Molecule: messenger RNA, 1839 nt
Organism: Symbiodinium sp. CCMP2592
Lineage: Eukaryota; Dinophyceae; Suessiales; Symbiodiniaceae
Source: the annotation of a GenBank genome assembly
AUGGCCCUCCGAAGAGCCUUGCAGUUCCGGCCGGACGAUUUACCAACGCCGGACAGACCUCAGCGGACACCUUUGGCCAGGGACGUACAAGUUCAGAAAGUCGAAGUACACACGCCUGUUCACGAGUUUCUGGAGAAUGAUCGCAAACUUGCUGUUUCUGCAACUCGAACGAAGGACUUGUUCAGGCUGUGGUCCAGGAGACUGCUUCCGGAGGACGUGGUCUACCUGAAGGAGAUGCUCCUUGAGGGCAAAACACUCGACGGACGAUACGGCUCCAUCUGCAGUGGAAUGGACAUUGGAGCGACGGUCAUGAAGCAGUUCUGGGACUGGGCUCGUUACAAUUGGGAGCUGGACGGCAUGUACUUCCAACACAAGUUCGCUUGCGAAAAGGACGCUGCCAAAAGGAACUUCCUCCUGCAGGCACACCCGGAGAUCCAGCACAUGUUCAAGGAUGCCGCGGACAUGCAACACGACACUGUCUUCGACACGAAGUACUACACACAGAUCCAAAUGCCGCUGUGCACCGCAAUUACGGCGGGCUUCCCUUGUCAAGACUGCUCCGUGCUCAACACAUCGGCCUCCUCGUCGGACAAUAGAUCGUGCGUGGCGACAGGACGACUCCGUACCGGAUCGGUUUUGCACAACAUCGUGCAGUACCUCAAGACUCAAGGAGCGGCAGCGCCGAAAGUCUGCAUGUUCGAGAAUGUCGUUGGACUGACCCGGACACAUGAGCGCGGAGCAAACAAUAACCUGGACCACGUGGGACACCUGCUGGACAAGGAGACGAAUCGACUUCUACACGUCUGGGAGUUGGACCCACGUAUGUUUGGAGUUCCGCAGAGCCGGAAGCGGCUGUGGAUGACAGCCAUUCCUCGCAAGUGUUUCGAGGGACUCCUCCCAGAACCCGCCGUUCACAAACUCCUCAACAGCAUCAUGAAUACCCUGCUUGGUUUGCUGGUAAUGCCGGUCUCGGACUAUUUGGUCCUGCCAAGGUCCACAAGCCUGAUGACGUUCAACCACGAGGCCCAACGAAAGCUGGAGAUCAUGCGCACUCGACGGGCCAAUCGUCGUGCUCAACGUCGUGCACUACAGGAAGCCCAAGAGUCCCAGGACACACAGCACGAGGACCACGCAGUACCGCAACGCCGUCUUUCCGUUGGUUCUUAUUUGUCCAGUCGUGCAGGAAGUGCCAGCCAGGUGAGCACAUGUUCAUCUGGCACCCGGAUGUUGGCACGGGAAAGGAUCGUGACAAAGGACUGGCUGAAGAGCUUCCGCCGUGCAGCUCGUCAAAGGCCCUACCUGAAGUGUAUGACAGCCCGUAAACGCAGGACUUUGUUCAAGCUCGGAAUACGCAAUUUCCCAACCACGGCGGCCAAUCUGAAGGUCGUGGACAUCUCGCAGGACAAGUUUGCGCACGCCACGGACCACUCCCCGUGCAUCACUCCGAAGGGCGAGCGGUACUUGACCUCGGAGUGCAGGCCCAUGCUGCCGGUGGAGUCCAUGCGACUGCAAGGGCGAUGGUUCAAAAGCGACGAUCCUUUGCUCUCGACGGUGCCGCAGGGCCUACUCGCAGAUCUAGCAGGCAACGCCUUCGAGGCAAGUUGCUGUGCUGCUACAUUCUGGACAACGAUGGUCUUUUUUGCACGCAUCAGGAAACUCAGCGAGGCGCAGGACAAAGCACGUGGGCCACCCGUUGGCAGGCAGUACCACACACCGGACUUCGACUCGCAGGUCCUUCUGGAUUUCAGUGACAUCGAAGACGACUUGCACGGAGAUCAGACUGAGGAGGACGACACCCGCUUGGACGCAGAAGGACAAGACCCGCGUGGAAUGCCAUGA